This is a messenger RNA of Arachis ipaensis, 1927 nucleotides long. Its product is annotated as receptor-like kinase TMK4. Gene Ontology annotation, molecular function: protein binding. The record is from RefSeq and is a predicted model, not a curated record. Lineage: Eukaryota; Viridiplantae; Streptophyta; Magnoliopsida; Fabales; Fabaceae.
UUUUCUUUUGCAAAUAGCAAUGUUAUUAAUUGAGGUUUGGAGUUGUUUGAUUCAUUAUUCUUGUUGGUGCUUGAUGUGUGCGAUUGAGCAUCGACAUAUGGCAUACCCAAAAUCAAGAUCCAAAAAUGGCAGUAUGAUUGUGUUGUGCUUGGGUUGCGUCCAGUGGAGCAAUGGUGGGGAUGAAGGUGCAUACAUGUUGAAGCUGCUGAAUGCACUGAAACCCCCUGGCUGGUCCAACACCACCCACAUGUGCGAGUGGAGAGGCGUGACUUGCAACAAUCAAAGUGGAAGAAUUGAACAGAUCUGUCACUGACGGGAAGAGUUCCUUCAGGCCUCAACGACUCCCUCUCCCAACUCACAAUCCUCAAUCUCUACAACAAUUAUCUGAGUGGGCCAACCCCACCUUCCUCCGACAAGUGUACCUCGGCUACAACAACUUCACCUCCAUCCCUCAUGGUUGCUUUCAUGGUCUAACUAGUUUGCAGUACUUGACCUUGAGUAACCUCAAGCUCCCACCAUGAAACUUUCCUACCGAUUUGAUUGCUCACUCCUCCCAACUCCAAUACCUCUACAUACCUCUCUUCUAUAAAUCUCACGGGCUCCUUACCAAACAUAUCUCAUUCCUUCCCAGCUAUCAAAAAUCUUUAUCUUCCUAACAACAACCUCUCCUCCAUCCAAUCUAACCAAUUUGGAGGCCCUCUAUUUGGCCAACAACACCAACCUCCCACCAUGGACCUUCCCCUUCGAUUUGACUCAUUCCUCAUUGAAACUUUCCUACCUGGACCUCAAGGCUACAAAUCUCAUGGGAUCCCUACCAAACUUGUCUCAUUUCUUCCCAGAUUUGUACCUAGUUUCACUCUCUAACAACCACCUUAGCUUCAUCCCCCAAGGUUGCUUCCAGGGUCUACCCAGUUUGCUGAGGCUCAACUUGGGAAACAACACCAAUCUUGCACCAUGGACCUUCCCCAACGUGACUCACUCCACACAACUGAAAGAGCUCAAUCUUGUUGCUACAAAUGUAACAGGCUUCUUACCAGCAGACAUAUUAAAAUCGUUGCCGAACUUGCAAACAAUUCUUCUCUCCAACAACCACCUUACUGGGGUUUCGCCAGAGUCUUUCGGAGGAUCUAAGGUUGUCACACUGCGUCUCAACGAUAACGGCUUUUCGGGUACAAUUGAUGUGCUUUCAAACAUGGUCGACUUGUCUGAAGCUUGGCUUCAGGGAAACUCCUUUGAAGGCCCAAUUCCUGACUUGUCCCGUUCUACAGCUUUGCUAGAUCUGCAACUUGCCCACAAUCUGUUAACAGGGAUAGUUCCAGAUUCUCUAACAACACUCGAUUCGCUGCAAAGCAUUUCUUUGAACGACAACUUUUUGCAAGGUCCUUUGCCCCAAUUUGCCAUUUAUCCUGAGGAGAAUGUGAAUCUUGGUGUUAACACCUCAAAUGGCUUCUGUCACAAAAAUUUUGGACCUUGUGAUCACAAAGUGACCAUUUUACUUGAAAUUGCUGCAGAAUUUGGGUAUCCAAUUUUGUUGCCACGUUCAUGGAGAGGAAAUAAUGCCUGUAAAAAUUGGAGUUUCAUUACAUGUGAUGACAAAAAUAAGAUCAGAAUAGUCAAUUUGUCAAAUCUGAAAUUGACAGGCACAAUUUCACCUGCAUUCGCCAAUUUAACUGAUUUGCGGAAAUUGUAUUUGGAUGACAAUAAUUUGACGGGUGAAAUACCUCAAAGAUUGACAACAUUGCCUAAAUUUGAAGUUGUGAAUGUCUCUAACAACCAUCUUUCAGGAAAUAUUCCCAAAUUCUCACCAAAAGUCAACUUUAUUGCCACAGGCAAUGAUUUUCAUAGUGGUUCCGACCAUAGAAUCUCAAUUCCUUUGAUUAUAGGUACUUCUUCCUACCUUCACAUGUACCAUAUAAGAAUUUUUUAG